This is a messenger RNA of Aedes albopictus (Asian tiger mosquito), 1331 nucleotides long. RefSeq names its product COP9 signalosome complex subunit 6 (gene CSN6). The record is from RefSeq and is a predicted model, not a curated record. Bases 152 to 1219 code for a protein of 355 amino acids. Gene Ontology annotation, cellular component: COP9 signalosome. Gene Ontology annotation, molecular function: metallopeptidase activity; protein binding. Gene Ontology annotation, biological process: protein deneddylation. NCBI's taxonomy places the organism in Eukaryota, Metazoa, Arthropoda, Insecta, Diptera, Culicidae. The transcript is spliced from 3 exons.
AACAGAAACAAACGUCAAGUCAAACGGGAGUUCGUCGGUCGGUUUCGUCUCGUUUUCGGAAAAAAAUCGUCUUUUGUGAUUAUUCUCUUGUGAAAAACAUUAAUCUUUCGUGCGAAUUCACGUAACAGGAGUGUCCACCGUAGCGCCAAACAUGAGCCAAUCGCGCCCAAAUGAGGAAAGAAUGGAUAUCGACAGCGAGGAUCCACCGGUCGCAGCAGGAUCCAGCUCUAGCGCUACCGGUGCUGCGGCCGGUUCUUCGACUGCCCCGUCCAGUGUUGCGCAAACAAAACCGGCUGCAUCUGGCGAAUCACGGAAUGUUAUGGCCGGAAGUGCAACGGUUCCCUCGGUAACGUGCUCGCUGCACCCGCUGGUGAUCAUGAACAUUUCGGACCACUGGACCCGAAUCCGCGCUCAGAACGGUAUGAAAUCGCAGGUGUAUGGAGCGCUGAUUGGGAAGCAGAAGGGACGUAACAUUGAGGUGAUGAAUUCAUUUGAGCUAAAGUUCGAGUUGGUCAACGACGAAGUGCACAUCCUGAUGGACUACUACAACACCAAGGAGGAGCAAUAUAAGCAAGUUUUCAGCGAUUUGGAUUUCUUGGGAUGGUACACGACCGGAUCUGUACCGUCCGAGAAGCACAUAAACAUCCACAAGCAGAUCUGUCAGAUCAACGAAUGUCCCAUCAUGGUGCUGCUGGAUCCGACCAGCCGGAACAUGAACCAACUGCCCAUCUCGCUGUACGAGUCGGUGAUCGAUAUCGUGCAGGGCGACGCUGUGAUGCUCUUUGUACCGCUGACGUACACCUUGGCCACGGAGGAAGCCGAGCGGAUUGGAGUGGACCACGUGGCGCGCAUGUCCACGAACGAUUCGGACGAAAACUCGACGGUGGCGGAACAUCUGCUGGCCCAGCACAGUGCCAUCAAAAUGCUCCACUCGCGGAUCAAGAUUGUGCUGGCGUACAUUAAGGCCGUGGAAAGUGGCCAGCUGGAAGCGAAUCAGGAGAUUCUACGUGGUGCUUACUCGCUGAGUCGCCGAUUGCCGGUGAUUCAGAACCCGUCUUUCAAGGAGGAGUUCUAUACGCAAUCGAAUGACGUCGGCUUGAUCACAUACCUUGGCGCGCUGACCAAGGUCUCCAACGAUAUGAACCAGCUGGUGAACAAGUUUAACGUUCUGUACGAUCGUCAAGGCAUGGGAAGACGGAUGCGGGGCCUUUUCUUUUAAGUUCGACACUUCUUCGUAGAAGGUAAAUAUGCACCUCCUAAAUGAACUCACUUCAACUAUCGAUAAUGGAUAUUUCUGAGUUAUUUUUUAUUGAAUACAACUUCUCACUGAA